Molecule: messenger RNA, 2415 nt
Organism: Lasiosphaeria miniovina
Lineage: Eukaryota; Fungi; Ascomycota; Sordariomycetes; Sordariales; Lasiosphaeriaceae
Product: pyridoxal phosphate-dependent transferase
Exons: 5
Coding region: 258-2081 (607 amino acids)
Biological process (GO): transsulfuration
Molecular function (GO): cystathionine gamma-synthase activity; pyridoxal phosphate binding
Source: RefSeq, a predicted model, not a curated record
CUCUUUUUUUUUUUUUUUUUUCCAAAAAAAUCGUCAUCCUUGUCUUACGGCUCUUGUGUCCUGGGGGUAUUGCUUCUGUUUGUGUCUGCUAAUAUCUCUCGAGAGCUAAGGGAAGAAUAGGUUGCCAGGUAUUGCAUGCUCUGAACUUGGAGAGCGUUGUAAAGUCGGUCGUACAGGACUCAGGCCCCAAAGCCAGCACAAGGACACAGAUACAUAGCUGUCUACCUUCCUAGGGAUAUACCACGUACCACGCAGACAUGCCCGUCAAGGUGAUAGCAGCCGGGCUGGGCCAGUCCAUGCCGCCCGAGGGCCUCCAUACCGUCACGGUCCACCUCCCGGGCUGGGAGACGGCCUGUGCCUUUCGCAAGGGCGACAAAACUAUCUUUGCGGCUCUCAAGUCCAUGUACCCGCGGUUCGGCCCCUUUAACAAGGUCAGACAGCUGGCAGCCGCAAUCCUCUCCCGGCUGGCCCUCCCAGCACUUCCCGCAGGUGAACAAGGCCCAACCUACAGCUGCCUCCCGUUCGUGAGCCCGGACGCGUUCGCCGUGGCGGCCGCCUACGCCGCCUCGCGCCACCGCAAGGACGACCACACCAAGCUGCUGCAGGGCGAGCUGCUGUUCCGCGUCGUCGACAUCGCCGACGUGCGGCUGUACCUUGUGGUAUUCCCGGCUGCCAAGGCGCCCGGCAUCAUCGGCAUCUGGCAGAAUCCCGGCGUGGGCGUGAGCUCACGGCUGGCCGAGAUGCUGCUCGCGCACAUCGACACGCUGGCCGUGCUUCCAUUUGAGGCGUCGUCGGGGGACGGAGACAUGCCGUCGUUAGUAAGAAACGGCGCCCUGCCCCCGCCGACCUACCUGCCCGAGGAAGGCGAAGGGCACGAGAAGCUGCGGCAGCGCAUUAUGGCGCUGCUGAAGCGCGCCCCUGUGAAGAAGACUGUGGCGGUGGCGGCCGUCUCGUCUGGCGACGUCUACCUAUGCCCUACGGGGAUGGCGGCCAUCUACCGCCUGCACGGAGCCGCGCUGGCGGCGCGGCGCGGGCCCGUCGUCGCCCUGGGCGCCGUGUUCCAUUCGACGUGGCAGCUGUUCAGCGAGGAGCCGGCCGGCUUCAAGCACUUUGGGCGCUGCGACGCCGAGGGCCGCGUCAUGGAGCAGCUGGAGGCGUACCUCGAGGCCGAGGCGGCCGCCGGGCGCGCCGUCAGCUACGUGUUUGCAGAGUUCCCGAGCAAUCCUAUCCUGGUCAGCGUCGAUCUCUGGCGGCUGCGUGAGCUAGCUGACAAGUAUGGCUUCGCGGUGGUGGUCGACGAAACGGUCGGCUCGUUUUGCAACAUCGAUGUUCUCCCCGUGGCCGACGUCGUGGUUACGUCCCUGACCAAGUCGUUCAGCGGUUACGCAAAUGUCAUGGGCGGCUCCAUCGUGCUCAACCCAGCAUCGGCACACUACAGAGCAGUACAAGACACACUAACCAAAACCUUCCACAACGAGUACUUCUCUGGCGACGCGGCGCAUCUGCUGCAGUGCAGCGACGACUAUUUGGCACGCAGCACAAUACUAAACGGCAACGCGCUACUACUAACACGGUUCCUCGCGACAUGCCUAACAGAGCCAACACCAUCACCAGUAACAGCCGUGCUGUACCCGCCCUUUACCGACACGGCGGCCAACUACACGUCGCUGAUGCGGCCUGCAACAACCACAACAACCUUAGCCACCACUGGCACCGGCAACAAUGAAUUCGAGCCGUUCGAGCCCGGCUUCGGCUGCCUCUUUAGCAUCGACUUCGUCAACAAAGCCUGCGCGCGCGCCUUCUACGAUAACCUGGCCGUCUACCACGGACCGCACCUAGGCGCACACCACACGCUGGCGUUCCCGUUCAACGACGCCAUCUGGGGCGGCGGCGGGGACCCGGACCCGUCGUUUGCCUACCACGUGGCGUACGGGCUGCGGCCGGAGCAGGUGCGCGUGAGCGUCGGGCUCGAGAGCGAGGAGGAGCUGCUGGAUACGUUCAAGGCGGCGCUGGCCUGUGCCGAGGAGGAGCUGAGGAGGCAGACUGCCGCAGAAGCGGCGCAGGAGGAGCCUGUAUUAUGACGAUGAAGGGUGAGUGGCGGAGGAUGAUGAUGCUGGGAGAAGAUGAUAUCCAAAUUGCCUUUAAAUCAAAGAGCCAGCCCGUUACUUUUGCAUUUCUGCUUCAAGCCUUCCUUCCCGUUCCUUCUCACCUGGCUUGGUUUGACUGUCCCAUACUUCCAGCUUUUAGCACAAGGGGGCAAUCACAUCGAUAAAGACGCAAAAGACAUGAGCGUUCUAAGAAAUAAUUUUCCGUCUCCAAAACAGCUCCUGCCUAGGAUAAAGGUCCACAUCUGAUCAGCUCUAUCUUGUCACGCUCAUUCAAAUCUCCUCAUCACUACUGCCAUCCGGUCAAAAC